Cutaneotrichosporon cavernicola is the source of this 1296-nucleotide messenger RNA. RefSeq lists its product as uncharacterized. The record is from RefSeq and is a predicted model, not a curated record. Bases 1 to 1296 code for a protein of 431 amino acids. The transcript is spliced from 3 exons. NCBI's taxonomy places the organism in Eukaryota, Fungi, Basidiomycota, Tremellomycetes, Trichosporonales, Trichosporonaceae.
AUGUCUUCGCUGAACUCGGUCGUUAACAAGCUUGUGAGAGCGGCAGCUUCGGUCUCCACGGAAAUAUCAGACGCCGACCUGGACGCGCAUGUCGCCCGCAUCCUCGCAGAGGAAGCCAAGGCCAACGACAGCAAGUGGUCGGAGCUGGGCCUCGGCGCGUACCUCAAGCGCGAGCAGACCCGCGACUCGCCGGACCCGAACGCCCCAAAGCCCAACAAGCGCUUCCUGUCCAGCAUCAUUCGCCAAGUCGACGGGCACAACAAUGCACUGCUCCGGCAGCAGGCAGAGGCGGCGCGGCAGGCGCAGCGCGCGCGCGAGCCCGUGAGAAAAGCGCGAGGGGACGGAAAGACAGGCGCAAACCGGCUAUUCGGCGGUGCGCUUCGAGGGUUGGGUGACAGAGAGCGGAAGCCGUCACGUUCUGAUCGCCGGGAGCGUGAUGGCCGCGACCGCGAGGAGCGCAAGGUGGAUGGGAACGACCGUUCUCGAAGACGCGAGCACGAGCGUGACCGUGAUUCCGACCGCCGUCAUGAUCGGAAAGAGGAAGGCCGCGACCAUCGUCAUCGUGAGCGUUCUCGCUCACGCUCGCGCUCACCGCGCCGCCGCCAUCACUCGGACGACGACGAUGAGCGCAAGACGCGGCGCCGGUACGAUUCGGACAACGAGGAGCGCCGGCAACGUCGACGCGAACAACGGGAGCACCCGUAUGACGAUCGCCGCGGGAAGGAGCGUGACCUCUCACAUGAGCAUCGGUCCGAGGACCGCCGCCGCCGCCGCGACCGUCCUCGCUCUCUCUCACACAGGCACGAGACGGAGCGCAGCAAGUCGCAUCGCGAUCGCGAUCGGAGUCGUUCUCGCUCCCCGUCACCUCGCCGUUCUCCACCAGCUCCUCCUGUACGCUCUCGCACCCGCACCACUCAAGACACGGACGACCGCCCUCGCGAACCGUCGUCCUCACCACCGCCCCCUCCGUCGCGCAUAUCUCGCAUGGACCGGUACUUCAAGCGCGACUACGACCCACGCCUCGACAUUGGCAAGGUGCCCAGAACAGGGCCAGUGACCGCUGUGGGUUGGGACAACAUGCUUGCUGUCUUGAAAGAGCGCGGGAAGAAGCGCCGUCGAAACUCGCCUACGUUGUCGUCGUCACCCGAGCCUGAGCGUAAGGCUCGUCCCAGUGGCCUUCCACCCCAGCCUGCCGUGAGCUCGAUGCCAGCGGAGAUGAAGGAGAUCAUGGGGAUGGAGUACACGCUUCGCGGCCAGAUGCGCGCGUGGGACGUUGGCAAGGACACGUCUGAUUAG